Camelina sativa (false flax) is the source of this 1200-nucleotide messenger RNA. Its product is annotated as F-box/kelch-repeat protein At3g04660-like. The record is from RefSeq and is a predicted model, not a curated record. Gene Ontology annotation, molecular function: protein binding. Lineage: Eukaryota; Viridiplantae; Streptophyta; Magnoliopsida; Brassicales; Brassicaceae.
AUGAAGAGGGUUAAGAAGGAAAACGAUCCACAGAUACGAGACGACAUCACAUCCAUGGUUGAUCUUCCUCGAGAUCUGAUCGAAAAGAUUCUUUUGAAGUUGCCAGCUAAAUCCGUACCAAAGCUCAUCGUCGUCUCGAAGCUCUGGUCUUCUAUCAUCCGCAGCAAAAGUUUCAUCGAUCUCUACCUGAAACGAUCGCUAACUCGUCCGUGUUUUCUCAUCACAUUCAACCGUGAUGACAUCCGGUUCUUCCACUCAAUCUAUCAGCAGUCUCUGGAGGCAGCGUCACCGUCUUCUUCUUACACUAGUACGAUAUCAAGUUUUCCUCUGAGUCUUGAUAGAAAGCGGCUCUUUUCACAAAGUUACAACGUUUCUCCACCGGUACGCGGCUUGAUCUGCUUUCAAGAUUUGGAUAAGGUGGUGGUUUCGAAUCUUAGCACGGGCCAGUUCUUGGUUUUACCAAAAGUCAGAAAACUAGGGAUAUCAUGGUUUUUGGGAUACGAUCCGGUUGGAGAUGAAUACAAAGUAUUGUGCACGACGGUAGUAUUUCAAGUUUCUGGAGCAGUUGUGAGCGAAGAGCAUCAAGUUUUCACAUUAAAAGGAGGAUCUCAGAAGAAGGAGAAAGAAGAAGCUACAUGGAGGAUGAUCGAAUGUAAGUUUCCGCAUUGUCCUGCAACCAAAGGGAUAUGUAUGACGACGACGACGACUGGUGUUGUUUACUACGGAGCUUUGUCAACCCGUGACAGAGAUACACGAGAAUCCCUAAUUGUGUCCUUUGAUGUGAGAUCGGAAGGUUUUACUCUUGUUAAAUUACCCAACGGUGUCGAAAUUGAUGGUGGUGAAUCAGCUGAAUUGGUCAACUACCAGGGGAAGAUAGCUUUAUUGAAUCACUUACAUUUUGGUAAAUGUAAUAUGUGGGUUUUGGAAGAUAUUGGCGUCAAACCAGAAUGGUCAAAGAUCUCUAUCGUGGUUCCUUCUUGGGCUGAUUUAGCUAGAAGAAGAUUAUUAGAUUGCAGAGGUGCCAUUCUUAGUUCCGGCAAAUUCAUAUUCUCACCAGUCUCUUCGGAUAGCCCCUUCUGUAUUGUCACUUACGAUCGCGAGAAAGAUAUUGGCAGAAGAGUUGAGAUUGAAGGACUUGGAGAUAACUUGCGUUCUGUGAGCCUCUUCUUGGAUCAUGUGGAGUGUCCUAUAUUUCUCUGA